This is a messenger RNA of Trichosporon asahii var. asahii CBS 2479, 1722 nucleotides long. RefSeq lists its product as uncharacterized. Gene Ontology annotation, biological process: transmembrane transport. Gene Ontology annotation, cellular component: membrane. Bases 1 to 1722 code for a protein of 573 amino acids. The transcript has 3 exons. NCBI's taxonomy places the organism in Eukaryota, Fungi, Basidiomycota, Tremellomycetes, Trichosporonales, Trichosporonaceae. The record is from RefSeq and is a predicted model, not a curated record. Gene Ontology annotation, molecular function: transmembrane transporter activity.
AUGGCCGCCAUCAGCGAGAAGGAGUACGUCAAGACCGACGGCCUGCCGGCCGACACGACGGUGCAGCCUGCCGCAGGACAGGCAGAGACGUACCGCCGCGAGAGCUCGCCCCCGACAUCGCUCAAGGGCAAGGCGGCGGGCAACGCCGACACCGAGUCGCUCAACAGCGACAUCACGCUCGCAGCCCAGGAGGAGGGCAUCGACCCCGCCUUCUACGCCAAGGUGCAGGUGCUUAACCGGGCGCUCUCCGAAAUCGGCAUGGGCAGGUACCAGUGGGAGCUGUUCUUCUCUGGAGGUUUCGGCUGGUUCGCGGACAACAUUUGGCUCCAGGCCGUUGCCAUCCUGAUGCCGUGGAUCGGCUACGAGUGGAUCGACCCCGUGCACGUCAAGUUCGCCACUCUGGCGCUGUACGCCGGUCUCAUUGUCGGUGCUUCGUUCUGGGGAGCCUCGUGUGACCUGAUCGGACGUAAGCUCGCUUGGAACUGCACCCUCUUCAUCGGAGGCAUGUGGGGAGUCGUCGCUGGUGCGGCGCCCAACUUUGUCGCCCUCUGCUGCUUCAUCGCGUUCAUGGGCUUUGGUGUCGGUGGCAACCUCCCCGUCGACGGCACGAUGUACCUCGAGUUCCUGCCCGGUUCGCACCAGUGGGUGCUGACACUGCUCUCGCUCUGGUGGGCCGUCGGCCAGGUCGUUGCCUCGCUCAUCUCCUGGGGCUUCAUCGCGCGCUACUCGUCCGACUGCAGGGACUACACGUACGACGCCAACAAGAACAUUAUCGGCUACUGCUCGCGCGAGUCGAACAUGGGCUGGCGCUACGCCUACUUCACGCUCGGUGCCAUGAUGCUCUUCCUGUGGGGCCUGCGCUUCUUCGUGCUCCCCGUCUACGAGUCGCCCAAGUAUCUCUGCUCCAAGGGACAGGACGAGAAGGCUGUCGAGGUCGUGCACAAGGUCGCGAAGCGCAACGGCAAGGUUGUCCACCUGACCGUUGAGGACCUCGACCGCGCCGCCGCCCCCUACCUGACCCCCGAGGAGAAGGCCAAGGGCGAGCUGCACAAGGGCUACACCAACUGGCAGCUCCUCAAGAUGUCCGUCAGCCAGGGCACGCAGAUGAAGACGCUGUUCAAGACGAAGCGCCUCGCAUUCUCGACCACGCUCAUCGUGCUGAUCUAUGGCAUCAUCGGCCUCGCGUACCCGCUCUUCAACCAGUCGCUCGGCGUCUUCCUGCGCCAGAAGCAGGCCGAGAUUGCGGGCGCGGCGCCGAGCGUCGACGACUCGUUCAAGUCAUACACGUACCAGGCGGCGUGCGGUAUCCCGGGCUCGAUGCUUGCCGCGUUCCUCGUCACUGUCUCGCGCUUCGGCCGCAAGCUCGCCAUGGCGGCCUUCACGCUCUGCUCGGGCAUCUUCCUCUUCGGCCUGACCGCUGCCAAGAACAACCCCACCGUCGACGCGCUCACGUCCAUCGCCGCCUUCUUCCAGAACGCCAUGUACGGCGUCAUGUUCGGGUACGCGCCCGAGCUCUUCCCCACCCCCGUCCGUGGCACCGGCGACGCGCUCUGCGCCGCCGCCAUGCGCGUCUUCGGCCUCAUGGCGCCCAUCAUCGCCAUCUACUCGGACGCGAACAAGUCGCCUAACGGUCCCGUGUACGCCUCUGCUGCCCUUUACCUCUUCUCGGGCCUCAUCAUGCUCCUCCUCCCCGUCGAGACCCAGGGAAGGACCGCCCUUUAA